This is a messenger RNA of Rotaria socialis, 4359 nucleotides long. The record is from the annotation of a GenBank genome assembly. NCBI's taxonomy places the organism in Eukaryota, Metazoa, Rotifera, Eurotatoria, Philodinida, Philodinidae.
AUGGCAGCUGGACAAGCUUCAAACUUUCUAGUUGACAAUGUAAAUAAAAUUUUAUCAGUUUAUGUACCAAGUUAUGGCCGUCAAGGUGUAAGUAAAUUGUUGACGUCUAUGGGUGUUAAAUCAUAUGGAACAAUUACAUUUCCUGAUAAUAAAUCGCAUCAAGCAGAAUUUAUUCGUAUUCCUGCAGAUGCAUCUGUUAUGGAUGUUAAAAAGUUCUUGAAUCAAGAUUGGUACAGUGAACGUCCAUCACUUGUCAUAUCGAUAACUGGCGGUGCAAAAGAAUAUAAAAUGCAACAUAAAGUAUUAAGAGCAUUUCGACGUGGUCUUCUUAAAGUUGCUCGAACAACCGGUGCAUGGAUUAUUACUGGUGGCAUGAAUACCGGUAUUAUGAAGCUUGUCGGUGAGAUUGUUCAGAUAAAUCCUGAUCGUUCUCGGCCUAUUCCUUUGAUUGGCAUUGGAACAUGGGGCUGUGUAUCUGGUUUUAAAGAUCUUGAAGUAGAAGGUGGAAAUGUAAAUUAUGCUAAAGCGCGUAGUGAUCGGAAAGGUGAAGCACCCCUAGAACCAAAUCAUACGAAAUUCAUUUUUGUUGAUAAUGGACUUGAAAGAACAUAUGGUGGAGAAAUUGCAUUUCGUGCUAAACUAGAACAAGCUAUAUCUGGUGGAUUUUUCUCAUCAAAAACUUUAUCAAAUACGUAUUCUACUGGUCCAAGUCUAUCCGCAACUUCAUCUUUACGGCCAGAUAAUUCAGGUCCAGUACCUGUUGUUCUUCUUGUUAUUGAAGGUGGCCCAAAUACAGUUCGAACCGUUAAAGAAGCGGUUGUUGGAAAUAAUAUACCUGCUGUUUUACUCGAAGGAACAGGUCGCUGUUGUGAUCUGUUUGCUAAAGCAUGUCAACUCUAUGAUAAAUAUUGUCGAAAUCUUGCACGUGAUGAAAUAACAGCUAGGCAAAAGAUAGCGUUCUACAAAUACUUGGAUCAAAAUAUUUUACAAAAACGUCAAGAAGAAAUAAAAAUUCAUCUUCGUGAAGAUCUUAAAGAUGAACUUCGAAAGAUUACUGGUUUAAAUGAUUCAUCAACCAAUGUAGAAAUUCAUGCUCGUGCAGAUGAAAUAGCGGAGUAUUACGAAUUAGUUUAUGCAUGUAUUUCUACUCGAAGAAAUUUCUUAAAUAUAAUCAGUCUUAAUUCACGGAAUCCUGUUGAACCUGAUAUUGAUUUAGUUAUAUUGCAAGCACUAUUAAAUGCUACAUCUGGCAGCGAUAUGUCUAAACCAAAUGUGCAACGAAAACGUGAACAACUUCAUUUAGCGUUAGAAUGGAAUCGUGUUGAUAUAGCUAAAAAAUAUAUUAUGAAAAAUGAAACAGAUUGGAAUAUUGAUUUAAAUGAUUUAUUUCUAACAGCACUUAAAAAUAAUCAAACGGAAUUCGUAAAAUUAUUUCUUGAUCAUGAUUUUUCUUUAACGGAUUUGUUUCGUGAUACUGCUCAACUUCUUGCACUCUAUCCAACUGAACUUGUAGAAAUUCAUGGACCAGCAAAAUCUCAAGAUCCAUUACGAAUCAUAUAUGAAAAUAUUAUUCAACCAUUUGUAGGAGAUCUUUUUGACGUUGAUGCUGCGCUUCAAUCAAAAAAUUUAACAUCUAAUAGUGAAUUAAAUGAUGAAAAUGAAGAUGAAAUAAGUAGUUGUUGUGGGAUGCGGCGUUAUCGAAUGCCUGCUGGAAAUAGAAACGGCGGUGGCAUUACGCAAGCAUGUGGGCCAAUAAAUAGUUCUAUCAAUUAUUUGGAUGUUGAUCGAGAACUUUUUCUCUGGUCGGUAAUGACAAGUUCACAAGAUUUAGCAUUAUUAUUUUGGUCUCGAGGCAAGAAUAAAGUUUGUGCUGCAUUAAUUGCCACAUUAUUAUAUAAAAAACGUGUUAAUCGAGAAGGUGAUAAUAUUUAUAAUCAGUGGGCGGAUGACUUUGAAGGUUUGGCCGUAAAAAUACUUGAUCAGCUUUAUCAAGUAAAUCCUGCAGCAUGUGCAAAAGCAAUUAUACGACAAAUUCCAACUUAUGGCAAUGCUAAUUGGUUAGAAUUAGCUAUUGCUGCUGAUGCUAAAAAGUUUAUUGCUCAACGAGCUGUACAAGAUUUACUGAAUGAUAUUUGGUUUGGAUAUAUUGAUCAACGAGUAGCUAAUAUGAGCAUCAUAUUUUGCACAUUUUUACCUUGUUUCAGUGGUUUUCUUACUUAUCAUGAUGAAUUAGUUACAGCAAAUGAAAGAAAAGGAAUGCUUGAUGAUUCAAUCGAUAAACCGCAAGCUCUUCAACGGCAAGCAUCAAGACAAAAAAGGAUGGCAGAUAGACCCGGAGAAACAUUUCACAUGAAGUUAUUGUCAGGUGUACACGACGUAGAUAAUAGUCCUGUUGAAUUCGUCGCUGUUGGCUGUUUUGACAAGACAACAGCUAAAGUGUAUCGAUAUUUUUCGAAUUGUAUGGUUUUUUUACAUGCUCCAUAUGUUAAAUAUCUUUAUAACUUAUACUUCCAUAUGAUAUUUUUACUACUGUUUUCCUAUGUAAUGUUGUUCGAUUUUUUCCCACUGUAUGAUUAUCCAGUGGAUGUAUGUGCACCAUCUGGCAUAUCAAUAAGUCGCACAGAGCAUAUAGCUGACAAUAAUAAUAAUAAUGGACCGAUCAAAAAUUAUCCACUCAUAGAAAAUCAAUCUAAUGUUACAAAAUCAAUCUCACAUGGAUUGCAACGACAUAGUCGACCGUCGGUUUUUGAAUUUCUACUUCUUGUGUGGGUUUUUACAUUAGUUUGCGAAGAAAUUCGACAGCUAUUUUCCAUAGAAGCACAAUCCAUGCGAAAUGUUAUUAGAGCUUAUUUUAAAAUAUUUUGGAAUAAAUUAGAUGUAUUAGCCAUAGUUUUAUUUUUCGUGGGCUUUGCACUUCGAUUUUUUUCAACAUCGGAAUGUUAUUGUGCAGCACGCAUUGUCUUAUCAUUUGAUUUAGCAAUUUGGUUCAUACGUUCAUUGGAUAUGUUUACUGCUGUAAAACGUCUUGGACCUAAACUUGUUAUGAUUGGUGAAAUGGUUAACGAUUUAUGGUUUUUCAUGUUGAUGCUAACUGUAUUUAUUUUGGCAUUUGGUGUAUCAUUUUAUGGUUUAGUUCAUGGUGUACAAGAAUUUUCUUGGCAUAUACCACGUGAAAUUCUAAAUCUUGCUUUUUGGCAAAUAUUUGGAGAAUUGAAUGCCUUAGAAAUAUUUGAAAAUAACUAUAGACCAAAUGGCUAUGCUGCAUUUGUUUUUUUGAUUGCUUACAUGGCCAUUGUCAGUAUACUCUUGGUCAAUCUACUCAUUGCUAUGUUCAGUAACACUUUUGAUCGCCUUCAAAGCGAUACAGAUCGUAUCUGGAAAUUUCAAAGAUAUUCAUUAGUACGUGAAUAUUUGUCACGUCCAGCAUUGCCACCACCUUUCAUCUUCUUUCCUCAUGUUUGGCGUUUGAUCUUACACCUAUCCGUGUGCUGUUGCAAAUCACAAUGCAUACAAAAUAAAUACUCGGCGCAUGCGAAUCGAAUCGAAUACAAAACUAAACUUAAUAUAAAAAGUUCAACAAAUAUUGAAAUAGCUGAAGAUGCUCUUGGUGAUGAAGUUUAUUACAACUACUUGAAAGUAGGAGGAAAAUUAGACGAUGAAACAUAUCUCGAUGAAGAACGAGUGCAAUCACCACAAGAAAAUGUAUUCAAUAGAAUACGAACAAUUGAAAAGCGUGUAGAAGCGAUGAGUAGUCAACAAGAUCAGAUGUGUGUUUAUCUUGAUCAUUUGAUGGAAGGUUUGAAAGUCAUAGGCGGCGAACGUAUCAAAAUGCCCGAACGACGUCGUCUAGAUCCUGAAGAAUCAUUUGAUGAAGCCAGCAAUCCUAUUGAACAAACAAAACGACAAUAUCUAGGAGAUAUAUUAUCCGAACAGCGUCGUUCUCAGGGCAGUUCUAAUGCUGAUGAGCAGCCAUCUACAAUAUUUAACUUUUUUCCUACAUAUAGAAACAUGUCAGAAAAUAGUCCAACUUCAAUACAUGCAACUAAUGUUAAUAACAACAAUAAUAGCAAUCCAACAUCAGAUACAGGAACAUCGUCUGUCCCAUUUACACUCAAACGUUGGAAUCUUGUUGGUAUUUGGAGUUGGGAUGUAGCUCAUGAUGUAUGUGCUAUAUGUCGAACGGCUUUAUCUGAAUCGUGUCUACGUUGUCAAGCUGCAAGUAAUCUUCAAGAAUGUAUUAUUGUUUGGGGUACAUGCAAUCAUUCCUUUCACAAUUGUUGUAUGAGUCAGUGGGUGAAGCAAAGAGCACAGUGUCCACUAUGUCAAACAGAUUGGGUGAUUAAUCGAAUAGGACAAUAA